AUGCCCACAUUAGAACCCUAUCCGAAGGCACAAGCGCUGGCCGGUGAGCCUAAUCCUCCUGGGCGUCCACUGGCAGUGCACCUUCCCCGCGAGGUACUCGAGAUUAUCGUCUCAUACGCUUGGUCCAAACCCUGGCGGUCGGGCUUCAGCGAAUAUCCAGGGCGAUGGGAGCUAUACGCCUCUCUGGCCGGCGUCAGCCGCCUUUGGUUCAGCGUAACGCACCACGUCCACCUCCGAAAUAUAUACAUCGAAAAUUGCCGCGAUUUUGCUGUCUAUCGCCGCCAUAUAGAAGACCACAUUUCGCGACACAAGGGCGACGGGGAAACGUACAGACGCACCCUGUUCAACCUGUGCACCCUCACUCUUGUGUUUGAUCAACCCUUCUGCGAUGCCGACGCUCAACCGGAAUCGCUACGUCCCGCUGCGGUCGCAGCUCUGAUUCCCACUUGCCGCCAUUUAAACUUGGAAAUCGUCGUCGGCGCUGCCGACCCGGCCACAAUCCUAUCGUACUACAGCACCUUGUCAUCCCUGAGCCUCUGGCCACCCUCCUUCGGCUCCCGUGCAUACUUCAGAGAGAGCGCGCCAUACUCUUCUGGACCCUCCAACACGUUUCCCAAAAUCCUAUACCUUGAAUUAUUCGACGUACCUGCCAGAUGGGAACUCGAGUAUUUCCCGAACCUCAAGACACUGCGCCUGAACGUGCCCUUCUGGCUUAACCUCCACCUGACUUGCCUCCCGCGUGGGCUUAAGACAAUUAUUCUAGGGACGGACUUGUGCUGCAUAGAGACCAAGGCAGUACUGGACGAACAGGGGGUCAUACGCGAAAGAACGGUCUUUGAUAUGUCUGGUUGGAAUAUCGGGGCGGCCUUGCGGGACGAGCUCUGGCGGCCGAUGCUCACUGGCCCGCGUCUGGAGGUUCAGGUUAGGGUUGACUGUAGCACAGAUGUAGAGCUCGUUGGUUAG
Molecule: messenger RNA, 963 nt
Organism: Gloeophyllum trabeum ATCC 11539
Lineage: Eukaryota; Fungi; Basidiomycota; Agaricomycetes; Gloeophyllales; Gloeophyllaceae
Exons: 1
Coding region: 1-963 (320 amino acids)
Source: RefSeq, a predicted model, not a curated record